GGUCAAAUCAGUAAAGGCUGCACGGGCUCCAGUGAAGGUCCGCCCCUCCGCGGGGAGAAGCUGGGACGGGAUGCCCGCGCCUGCUCUGCCGCUCCCGGUCCCGUCUCGCCCUGACCCCCGUCAGCAUCCAUGAAGCCCCCGCUGAUGAAGGCCCCAGCUGCCAAAGUGAGGCGGAAAGUGGCCGGAGACAGCGAGCAUGUACUGGCGCGUCGGGCUCGCCUGGACCGGGUCGUGCGUGGUUGAACUUGGCCACAACCAGAGCUUCUCCUCCGGCCUCGCCGGCUCCGGUGAGCCGCUCUCGUGGUACGGGUGCAUGAUCAUCGCCUGCCCGCUGCAGGACUACGGCGGGAUCAUGUCGGCUCUGGGCUCGGAUUCGUGGUGGAGGAAAACCCUGUAUUUGACCGGAGGGGCUCUGCUCGCCGCUGCUGCUUAUCUGCUGCACGAACUGCUGGCCAUCAGAAAACAGGAAGAGCUGGACUCUAAAGAUGCCAUAAUACUCCACCAGUUCUCCAGGCCCAAGUCUGGCGCCCCAUCCCUCUCUCCUUUCUGCCUUAAGCUGGAGACCUACCUCCGUAUGGCUGACCUGCCCUACCAGAACUACUUUGAUGGGAGGCUUUCACCACAGGGGAAGAUGCCGUGGAUCGAGUACAACCAGGAACAGGUGUUUGGCGCCGAAUUCAUCAUUGACUUCCUGGAGGAGAAGCUCGGUGUGAGCCUCAACAAGAGCCUGACGCUGCAGGAGAAAGCCAUGUCCCGUGCCAUCACCAAAAUGCUGGAAGAGCACUUCUACUGGACUAUAGCCUACUGUCAGUGGGUGGACAACCUAGAAGAGACCCAGAAGAUGCUGUCGGUGAGCGGACCGCUGAGCGAGUUGCUCAAGUGGAUUCUGAGUCACCUGACCAGCGGGAUCGUGAAGAGAGAGAUGUACGGCCACGGGAUCGGACGCUUCUCUACGGAGGAGGUUUACGCCCUGAUGGAGAAGGACAUGCGCACACUGGCCACCCUGCUAGGUGACAAGAAAUACCUUAUGGGCUCAAAGCUUUCAUCAGUGGAUGCAACAGUGUUUGGUCAUCUGGCCCCAGCCAUGUGGACGCUACCAGGAUCCCGACCAGAGCAACUAAUCAAAGGUGAGCUGAUCAACCUGGGCAUGUACUGCGAGCGCAUCCGCAGACGCUUCUGGCCCGAGUGGUUCGUGGACCUGGAGGACUUCUGCUACGACGAAACCAUAGAGGGCAGCGACUCAAAGUUCCCCGACCUGGGCCUCUACUCCCGCACAGAAACCUCCCAGGACAAGACACGCUCGCUCAAGUCACACGCUCACACACCUCCAGACCCGCCGUCCCCCGUCAGCGACCCCACGGGCCACUCGCUGUACGACUCCGACAUGGACACCGAGUGCUCUGAAAUUGACCAGCUCAAGUGCUGACGAAACACACGCUCUUAGUACACUCCCCCCCCCCCCCGAAUACUCACCCCACAGGAGGGAGCUGCAACCUGCAGUCCACCCCCCCAAACCUCCAGCCCCCACCCCACCUGUGGAACAGGAAUGAAACUGGGGACUAUUUCCGCGCGGUGUGGUCUGUGUAAACAGAAAACAAGAAAACGGUUACCUUGCAAAGAUGUUGCAAAUGUGAGUGGAGGAAAGAUUGCAGUAGAAGGAAAAAAUACUAAAGGAAAAAGAAAAUUCAAGAGAAAAAAGAAUGAGAAAGCAGAAAAGAAAUUGUUGUGGAGAUGGAAAUAAAGCAUAAAACACGGGUUUGAAAGUAGCAACUAGAAAGGAGUGAAUGACGCUGUUGCUGAGAAACUCCUCCACCUGGCUGACAUCAUCUGCAUUCGCAACCUUUAACUGUGUCGCAUUGCUGUAACCAUGGCAACUGCAUUCCUACAUGCCCCUCACCCUCCUCCCCAUGGUACCUUGUAGCAUUUUGCACCACCAAGUACAUGUGUGUGUGCGUGUGUGUGUGAGUGUGUGCGUGUAUGUUUUAACUAACUGAUCCAUUAAUGCCUUGUGCUGAGGUGACAUCGACGGUCUGGAUUCAUAUCAAUGAAAACAGUGUAAAUAUAUAAAAGAAUCUGACUGGAUUCUCAGAGGAAUUGAUUAUAUAUUGUGAAUAUAAGCCCAGAAAUAGAGAAUCAUCUCCUCUAUCAUAUGGUGUACAUACUGUAGGUGAUUCUUCUUUUAAACCCACUUUGUGUCGAACACAAUCUCCAGAAACGCCCGCUCCGCUGGUCUCCGAUCAAUAUAAUAAUAAUAAAAGAGGAGCCUUGUUUACACAACAGGGAUGUCCCAGUAAUGCCUGCUGCUCAUAUUUAGGUAGUGCCGUUACGCUUCAGAGCCGAUAAAGGAUCCCAUGAGUACUUUGAAACUGAAGUUUGUCUUAUUUAGACGGUAGAAAAAGAUCCCUGACACACACACACACACGUUUGAUCAUAGUAGCUUUAAGUUAAACACUUUUAACAUGCCUUGAACCCCUAAGAGCGAGUCAAGCAAUCAUUUAAAAGUCAACUAAAUUCAUAUUUAAUGAAUGAAAGUGAAUCGGUGCCCACCGAAAUCUCCCUCCCUGCUUCACAUAGAGAAAUAUCUAAGUUUGAUAUUGUAAUGCAGAUUUCUUUCAGUGCCUCAGGCCAAACCAACCACACAAAAAUGUAGCCGAUGGAUCUUUGAAGAAAGAGUCUUGUCCUUUUUUUUCCUUUUUUUUUU
Cololabis saira (Pacific saury) is the source of this 2701-nucleotide messenger RNA. RefSeq names its product failed axon connections homolog, metaxin like GST domain containing a (gene faxca). Lineage: Eukaryota; Metazoa; Chordata; Actinopteri; Beloniformes; Belonidae. Gene Ontology annotation, cellular component: cytoplasm. The record is from RefSeq and is a predicted model, not a curated record. The coding region runs from base 197 to 1426 and encodes 409 amino acids. The transcript is spliced from 6 exons.